This is a messenger RNA of Leptopilina boulardi, 3928 nucleotides long. RefSeq lists its product as uncharacterized. The record is from RefSeq and is a predicted model, not a curated record. Bases 380 to 3913 code for a protein of 1177 amino acids. The transcript has 2 exons. NCBI's taxonomy places the organism in Eukaryota, Metazoa, Arthropoda, Insecta, Hymenoptera, Figitidae.
UGCAAUUAUUCAAAUUUGCAAUGUGGAAAAAAUACUGGAAAUUUUACUAAAGAAUAAUUUUUCAAUUGUCAAUGGUCAAUUUGAAAUUUUCAAAUUUUUUAUAGGUUUGAAAAAUGUGUUCUAAAAAUUUCCUUUCGAUAUCUAUAAGUAAUUAAUAACAAAAUAUUUGUCUAAAAAUUCAAAUAUUUACGACUACUUUUAUAAUAUAAAAGGCAAUGUCGAUUGUGACAUAUUUAGAUAUAAAAUUCAGUUACCUAGAAGUCGUCGAAAAGUGUGUACCCAAAAAAAUAAUCUAUUCAAAAUAACAUAGAAAAAAUUUCUGCAUAUAAAAGUUUUUUCACUUUUAAUCAAAAAGAUUUAUGAAUUUAUAAAUUAAAAAAUGGAGAUGACAAAUUUUACGACACCUAUGCAAGCUGUGCAAACAAUUUCAAUGUUCAGUUAUUUAACAACUCUCAGCGAUUUUUUAGUGGGGAAAAAUUUAUUAAAUAUUAAUAAUCAAUAUCAACCAAUUCCAGUGGUAAAUAGUUUAUAUCAUUAUUUUCUCUACAAUACUGGCAGAAAACAAAAAAAUGUUAUUGAAGAACGAAAAAUACGUUUGGCUCGCAAAUUAAUAAGAGGCACAGAUCUUUAUGGUGCAAAAGAAAAUGAAAUUCCAGAUCCAAUUUUUGUUGAUUCACUAUUUAGACAUAUAAUUACAACACUUGUGUUUGAAAAAUAUAAAAAUAUUUAUGGAUUUCUCGUAGAAAUUGUUCGCAAUUCCAAGGAUUUAGAAAUAAAGACAAUAAACGAAAAUAUUUUUACCACAUUAACAGAAGAAAUAUUUCUUAAUGAAAAUGGAGAAUAUUCAAAAUUAGAAAUAAUUUCAAUAUUUAAAAUUCAACAAGAUUUUAUUUACCCCCUGUUUCCAAAAAUAACAACUAACAUUAAUUUACUAUCAAUUGAUUAUAUUUAUGCUCAAGCUGGUGCAAUGUUUCAUUUGUCACAAAAUCCAUCACCGUUAAUUGUACCAACAGUAUACAAUCAUAAGGAUCUAAUUAAUCCUAGUGCUAAAUUUAAUGAAUUUGUAACCAUAGCACAUGCUAUAGAACAAUUAGUAAUCGCUGGAAAACUGGAAAUCAAAGUUAUGGCAAUUUUUACACUUCCUUCACUCUUUUUUUACAUUUCCACUCAAAAAGAGGUGCUUAAAAAUGUAAGUACGGAAAAAAUUAUGAUGAAUUCGACCUUAGGUGCCGAAGCCUACAAUAUGUUAUUUACAUAUCUAAAUAAUAAAUUUGAAGAAUUGAAAAACGCUAAAAAAAAUGACUAUCGAUAUCAAUUUUAUUUGGCUAGAGCAAAUUUUAAAAAUCGUACAACACUUGCUAGAGAAAUUAUUAGAAGUAGAUGUCUCUUGAUUAAAAAAGAAGAUUUGGAAGAUGAGGUCACAAAUUACAAAAACAAUCCUGAUGCUUAUCAAUGUAAUACUGGAAUAUGGACAAAGAAGAUUCAAAUAUUAGCUGAUUUAAAUCUUCUUUACCAAGAAGAAGUGAAUAAAAUAACAAAUAAAUACUUUAUUUACCAAAAGAAAUCAAUUAUAGAUGCUUUUGGUGAAGAUUUUAUAAAAUCAAUGAACAAUCAAAAAGUUAAAAUCUACAGAGGAUUAAUUGACGAUUAUUUAGAAGGUUAUACGGUAAGACAAAUACAAUAUGUUAAGAAAAGUGAUGAUUUUUUUAAAUUCUACUUUCCUGAAACUAAUACCACUGUUUUUUAUGCUUUAAUUCGUGAUGAUAAGAAAUUUACAGCAAUUCAACAAGCUAACGAUAAAAUUAGUUUUACUUGUAAUCCUUCUACUAAUACUUCGAAUACUAAUGAUACAGUUAGUGUUAAUUCUACACCAAAUAAAAUCGUAAUUCCACAAUGUUCGGUUAUACAGUGUACUGCUAAUGAUUUUCGUCAAAAAUUAGGAAUGCCAACUACGAUGAUAUUUCCAGAUUAUCUAAUGACAAGCGUAGAAAAAGAAGUACAGGAAAAUUUUGAUGAUUUUAUAAUUAAAAUCGCUAAGGAAAGAGCUGGGAAUUUUAAUAAAAGUCUUAGAAACGAGGGAUAUGAUGAGACAAAACAGGAAUGGUGGGAAGAUUUUGGAUUAUCACUCAUCCCAUUUUACACAUGUGUUGAUGGAUUUCAAACGAAUAAUGACAAUGAAUUAUCAUCAUGUCUACUUGAUGUGGUAUCAAUGAUACCAUUUAUAGGCGACCUAGAGCUAAUUCUCGAAAAAUUUACAACAGUUACAACGAGAUCUUUGCUAUCAAUAGCAGGUACUACAUUUGCUUCAUUUACACUCAGAGAAAGUAUGCGUACAACUUUAGAAAAAAUUGGUGAAGUUAUAGCAAACGAGGCAGUAAAUUUUUCCGAAUUAUUUACUAAGGAAACAUUUAAAGGUUUUGGUAUUUCACUAUUUCGUUACGUUGAUCCGGGGUUUGAACUUAUUUACGACAUUGGCCGAGGAGGAGUGAGGGUGAUGAGAAAUUUAAUAACGGAACUAAGAAAAUAUUCCCUCUCGUUCGACUCAUUGAGGACAAUGUUACGAAAAUGUGAGGAAAAAAUUUUGAAUACAUUUACUAAAAUUAAUAACAAAUUCUCCGAAAUGGAUGUCUAUGUAAAUUCUUUGUCGAAAAAAAAUUCUGGCUAUGGUUAUAAAUACAUUGAGUAUACUGAUGAACGAGUUCUUCAGAUUAGGCAAAUUGAGGAAGAGGGAAAUAGGGAAAUGGUGGUUCAACUAAUUUCCGGUGAGAGGAAUCUUUGUAUGGCUUUGGAUAUGAAAAAGGGUAAAAUAAGAAAAAAGGUGCUGCAUGUUAAAAACGAGCAUAUGGAGAAUGAAAAUUCUGAAUUUGUAAUAAAUAGUUUUCAUGAUAGUGAGCAGUGUGGAAAGCGGAUUCGAAGAACUCCGACGGAAUAUCUUUGUAUGAGAAAUACUCUAAAGGAUAAACGGGAAAAAAUUGAGAAAGCGGCAUUAGAUUACGUUCGAGAAUAUGGAGUACUUUCGGAAGAUGUUGUACUAAAGGAACUAAGAAAGUAUGUAUUUCCAGGUACAGGUGAGAAACAAUUGCAAUUCGUUAAGGAUUGGAGAGAAAUGAUCCAAAAUGGUCACACGGGUUUACCAGCUUGGAGUAAGGAAUACAAAAUACAGGAUCAUAAUUAUUUUCAACACAUAAUAUACUCGGAUAGUAUGGACAAGAAACAAACAACUUACAAUGAAGCAUACGAGAGAUUGAAAUCAAUUUAUUUCCAAGAAUAUCCAGCGACUGGGACAUCAGUUUUGCUACAUACUUUCGAAGCACAAAAAGCCUAUGAAUCCGUAACUUUUGAGGAUUUUGCUGCAAUACACAAUUACAUGGGCAGUGGUUACAGUAGAAUGGAUGAAAAUACAAUAGAAGCGAGAUCAAUGCGAGCAGCAUUAUAUCGAUUGGCCAUUAGACAAGCAGAGGAUCCUAUUAAAGAAUUUGCAAAAAUUCUCUAUCGUGGUGAAACUAGACCUCAGGAAGUAGUUGACAAAUUGUUUCAAUCGGGUAAAGAACUAGAAUUAAAUCGAUUUACAUCUGCAACGACAAUGAGACACAUUGCAUACAGAUUUCAGUACAGUUCAAUGGAGAAUGUUAAAAUUUUAUAUGAAAUGAAAUUUUCCGAACCAUAUCUAAGAGCAAAAUUGGAACCAAUGGAUAGAUACAAUCAUGAAAGGGAAACUGUUCUUCUACCGGGUAGUAAAUUUCUCAUUGAUGAGGUGAAAAUAGAUAAAAAUAAUUGGAAAGAAAUGUUAGUGGUUAAAAUGACUUUUCUUCAUGAUAAAUUUCCAAAACACAAAUGUUACAAGAAGUAUAUGAACGAAUUGGAGAAACUAAAGGAAAAAGAUGCUACUUUAUUAGAAACUCAUUUCCGUUAAAUUUGUUCACUUCCA